Molecule: messenger RNA, 399 nt
Organism: Perkinsus marinus ATCC 50983
Lineage: Eukaryota; Perkinsozoa; Perkinsida; Perkinsidae
Product: 60s ribosomal protein l18a, putative
Exons: 5
Coding region: 1-399 (132 amino acids)
Biological process (GO): translation
Cellular component (GO): cytosolic large ribosomal subunit; ribosome
Molecular function (GO): structural constituent of ribosome
Source: RefSeq, a predicted model, not a curated record
AUGGUCAAGACGGAUCCUUCUAUCAGCAUGAAGAUGCACCUGUACCAACUUGUUGGUCGGGCUGCUCCUUCCGUUAAGAACCCCAAGCCUAAGAUCUUCCGUAUGAAGAUGUUUGCUCGUAACUCUGUUGUUGCCAAGUCCAAGUUCUGGUAUUAUAUGAAGCGUAUUACCAAGGCUAAGUUGACAGGAGGUGAGAUGCUUGGUAUCACUGAGUGCUUUGAGAAGCAUCCUACUACCGUUAACAACUACGAUGUAUCAGAGAUGGCUGGUCGUCAUCGUGCUCUUGCUUCUAAUGUGCAGAUCAUUAAGACUGCUACUUUGAAGAAUGAUGAGUGCCGUCGCUCCCACAUCANNNNCCCCAGUCCCAUACGGGAUGGAUCAUCGAAGUCGAGUACAUGA